Molecule: messenger RNA, 486 nt
Organism: Mycotypha africana
Lineage: Eukaryota; Fungi; Mucoromycota; Mucoromycetes; Mucorales; Mycotyphaceae
Exons: 1
Source: RefSeq, a predicted model, not a curated record
AUGCAUCCAUCAGAGGAACCAGAAUCACCUUUCUCAAGUGUUCCGAACAUAGUGACAGAAGAAACGCCUACCGCAAGGCGACUCCAAACGCAAAAACGGUUAUUUUUGUACACUAAUUUGAUCUUACUGCAUCGACCUUACGUCAGUGACAUUCUAUCGAAGAGAAAUACCAAUAACAGGCCCUCGUACGAUAUUUGUUCGUAUGCAGCGAUUAUCAUAACCGACUUAGCAAGCAAGCUUGAUACGAGUGAUUUGUCAUACCAUUCUACAUUACCUAUCCUGGCUUAUGCUUUAAUAAUGGCUGUACGUAUACAUAUUAUGAAUGCUUCAAGCUCGAACCCUGAAAAGUUCAACGCUAAAAGGAAUUUCGAUUUGAGCAUUUGUAUAUUAAGCAAGUUACCUCAGUCGCGAGAUACGACAUCAAUGUUGUACGAUUCUAUACAAGCUUUAGAAUAUAAAUAUCAUCACCGAUAUACUGGUUUAUCA